UUCCGUGAAUGUCCCCUUUUGCCUCUCUGCUUCCAUAGCACAGCGCGAGCUCGCGGAGAGGACGACGCAGCCCAAGUUACCAAACCUCCUCCCCUCCCCAAUCCCCUCCGCCUCCGGCGUCCCCCCUCUCGCCGCCGCCAGCGAGAUGACGCCGGUCUACCGCGCGCCGCGGGAGACCGACUUCGCGCGCUUCCCCGACUCCGCCCCCAUCGUCAUCGACAACGGCGCCUCCACCUUCCGCAUCGGGUGGGCUGGCGAGGCGGAGCCGCGCGUCUCCUUCCGCAACAUCGUGCAGAGGCCGCGCCACCGCAGCUCUGGUGAAACUGUGACAGUUGUUGGAGACACUGAUCCAGCUCUAAUGAAGUACUUUGACUGCACACGGACAUCAAUUCGCUCAGCAUUUGAUGAUGAUGUCGUCUAUCAGUUCGAGUACAUGGAAUAUAUUCUCGAUUAUGCUUUUGACCGAUUAGGUGCCACAUCAGAGGUGGGCCAUCCCAUUCUUAUGACAGAGUGCGAGUGCAAUCCAUCCUUUUCUCGAGCACGAAUGUCUGAACUUCUUUUCGAGACAUAUGGUGUGCCAUCCGUUGCUUUUGGUAUCGAUGAUGUAUUUAGUUACAAGUACAAUCAGAAGCUUGGAAACUGUGGAGAAGAUGGGUUGGCUAUUUCGUGUGAAUUUGGAACAUGCCACGUUGUUCCAUUCUUAAAAGGGCAGCCUGUGCUGGGGGCAUGCUGCCGAACAAAUGUUGGUGGAUCUCACAUUACUGAUUUCCUGAGGCAGCUCCUCUCUCUUAAAUAUCCCUAUCAUGUGGCAAACUUUUCAUGGGAAAAGGCUGAAGAGCUGAAGAAGGAACAUUGCUAUAUAGCUGCUGAUUAUAUGUCAGAGUUGCAGAUAUUCAAAAAUAACAAGGAAGAAGCUGAAGAGAAGACUAGGUAUUGGCAGCUACCAUGGGUACCCCCACCCAGAGAUGAACCGCCAUCUGAGGAAGAGCUUGCGAGGAAGGCGGCUUAUAAGGAAAAGGCUGGUCAACGUCUGCGAGACAUGGCUGCUGCAAAGAAGUCUCAGAAGAUAGCAGAUCUGGAAGAAAAACUCUCUGGCCUGGAGGAUUUGAUGGAUCACCUUGAUGGAGCUGAUGAACAAGAAGCAACGUCUAUUCUGGGUAGAUCUGGAUACCUUUCCCAGCAGGAAAUCAAGUCUGAUAUUCUGAAAGCAACACAAUCUCUAAGAAAAGCGAAGGGGGAGUCCAAUGGCAAUGAGGAGAAUGCAGAUGCUUCAGGAGCUGAUAAGUACCCACUUGUAUCUGUCCCUGAUGACAUGUUGACACCAGAGCAGUUAAAGGAAAAGAAGAAACAGAUACUACUUAAAACCACAACAGAGGGCAAGCUGCGCGCCAAACAGAAGCGUGCCGAGGAGGCAGCAUUGAGGGAGAAGCAAGAAGAAGAGAGGCGCACGGAGAACCCAGAGUUAUACUUUGAUGAGCUCCGUGCCCGAUAUUUAGAACUUUCUGAGAAAGUCGAUCAGAGGAAGCGACAAAAGGUUAACGGCAACAAUAAUUCAUCUGGCGCCGUAGGCCGUGGCGAGCGUCUAAAUGCCGUCCAGAAAGAAAGAAUGCGGCUGCUCACCACUGCUGCAUUUGACCGAGGGAAAGGCGAGGACACUUUUGGAAUGAGAGAUGAAGAUUGGUUGGUCUACAAAAAGAUGAGCAAAGAGAGCGAGGAAGAUGAUGGAAAAGAUGAUGAUGAAUCAGAACUUGCUCGAAUCGCGUCAAAAAUCCAGGAGGUGGACCCUACGUUUGUGAACAAACAUGACGCUGUUGAACCAGCUCCAGACCCUCAUAAAAUCCGGCCUCUCACUGCAGAGGAUUUCAAAAUCGCCAUCGGGAUCGAGCGGUUCCGCUGCCCUGAAGUACUUUUCCAGCCAGGCAUGAUAGGACUCGACCAGGCUGGCAUUGACGAGAUGGUCAGCAUCUCCCUCAGGAGGUUAAUGGAGGACGAGUCCGUCAAGGAGCGCCUCUGCCAGUCCAUCCUCGUCACGGGCGGCAGCUCCCUGUUUCCCGGGAUGAUCCCUCGGCUCGAAUCGGGGAUCCGGCAGUUCCGGCCCUACCUCACGCCGCUGAAGCUGGUGAGAGCCGCCGACCCCAUCCUGGACGCGUGGCGGGGCGCUGCGGCCUUUGCGGCUUCCAGCAAGUUUGGGAAGCAGACCUUCACAUUGGCGGAUUACAGAGAGCACGGCGAGAGCCUGUUCCAUCGCUACAACAUUGUCUACACGCUGUAGCAGCCUUCUGUUGGUGUCUUCUCCGCUAGCGUAUAGAGAAACUGACGCGUCUUGCUUGUAAACAAAAGUUUUUUUUUUUUUUUGCUUGUGAUCAUGCAUCUUGUGAAGAUGACAUAUUUUUAACUCUUAGAAACACUGAUACCGAUCAUUAUUGUUUAUUAGUCAGUAUAUUAAUUGAUAUCCAUAGUCCAA
Molecule: messenger RNA, 2464 nt
Organism: Hordeum vulgare subsp. vulgare (domesticated barley)
Lineage: Eukaryota; Viridiplantae; Streptophyta; Magnoliopsida; Poales; Poaceae
Product: actin-related protein 5
Exons: 12
Coding region: 146-2272 (708 amino acids)
Biological process (GO): regulation of DNA-templated transcription
Cellular component (GO): Ino80 complex; cytoplasm
Source: RefSeq, a predicted model, not a curated record